GGGUCCCGCCGCGCUUUCGCUUUCAGGGCUGCCACACGUUCCCGAGGGCGGUGGGGCCGGGCCGGGCCGGAGCCGGGAUGGCGGAGCCGGGGUCUCCCAUGCGGCUGAAGGAGUGGCUGAUCGCGCAGAUCGACAGCGGCCGCUACCCGGGGCUGCGCUGGGAGAACCGCGAGCGGACGCUCUUCCGCAUCCCCUGGAAGCACGCGGCCAAGCAGGACUACCGGCAGCAGCAGGACGCCGCUCUCUUCAGGGCUUGGGCCGUCUACAAGGGCAAAUACCACGAGGGCACGGACAAGGCAGACCCAUCCACCUGGAAAACGCGGCUGCGCUGCGCCCUCAACAAAAGCACGGACUUCCAGGAGGUGCCCGAGCGGAGCCAGCUGGACAUCUCCGAGCCUUACAAGGUGUACCAGAUCGUGUGCGACGGCACUCGGGAUGCAGAGAAGGAUGAGAAGGAGGGCAGAAUGCAGCCCACAAGCAGUAAGGACCCACAGGGCCAUGUGGCCGAAGAGAGCCACCGAGGCACAGCGGGAACAUGCCACAUGCCCACGUUACCCCUGCUAACUGCCCAUCCAGCAGAGCGAGGGUACCACGUGCGGGGAAUCUUCUAUGGCUGGAGCCCGACCCGCAGCCACCUGCUCCCCAGGGCCCCAUCCUUCCUCCCUGCCGAGGAUGUCAAUCACUCAGACUGCUGGCUGCACAUCCGCCUGUACUACUGCGAUGUGCUGGUGAAGGAGCUCACCACCCGCACGGCCGAGGGCUGCCGCAUCGCCUCGCGCACUGAGGGUCCCUACGGCCCCUCCUGCAUGGAGCAGAUCGAGUUCCCCCCACCACGUGCACUGGGAGGCGGUGGGUGGACAGUCGCUGUGACCGAGGUUCUGGAGAGGCUGCUGCCCCACCUGGAGCGUGGGGUGCUGCUGUGGGUGGCCCCCGAGGGGGUCUUCAUGAAGCGGCAGUGCCAGGGCAGGGUGUACUGGAAUGGGCCGCUGGCCCCACAUCAGGACUGGCCCAACAAGCUGGAGCGGGAGAAGACCUACAAGCUGCUGGACACGCAGCAGUUCCUGGAGGAGCUGCGCAGGUACCUGAGCCACGGGCAACCAGCCCCACAGUACCAAAUCCACCUGUGCUUCGGUGAGGAGUACCCCACCAGCACCGGCCGCCACCUCCAGAAGCUCAUCAUGGCCCACCUCCGUGUCCUGCAGGUGGAGCCGGUAUUUGCACGAGAGCUCUUCCACCACGCCCAGCGCCUGGGUCCUGCGCUGCUGCGGGGCUGCCCCCAGCCCUGCGCGCCCGCUGCCCCCGGGCGCAUCGCCCACGUCCUGCAGCAGCUCUGCCAGCCCUGAGCCGGGCAGCUGAGGGGACGCGAAGCCUGGGGACGCGCGGCCGCCCAGCGGCGAAUCCAUAAAGCCACAGGGCGUUCAGCAGGGAUGGAUGCAGAUGGAUGCUGGCUGGAGUGGAGCGCUGCACGGAGCGCUGUACUUACUCCCCAGGAGCCCAGCGGAGGCUGCUGGGUGCAGCUGUGCCCAGCAGGGGACGGCCAGCUCUGUCCUGGUGCCUCGCACUGUGGGGACUUGCUGUCUGUGAGCUAUAGAAAUAAAGGUUGUGUUUCAGUA
Molecule: messenger RNA, 1613 nt
Organism: Gallus gallus (chicken)
Lineage: Eukaryota; Metazoa; Chordata; Aves; Galliformes; Phasianidae
Gene: IRF11
Product: interferon regulatory factor 9
Exons: 8
Coding region: 78-1343 (421 amino acids)
Biological process (GO): immune system process; regulation of transcription by RNA polymerase II
Cellular component (GO): nucleus
Molecular function (GO): RNA polymerase II cis-regulatory region sequence-specific DNA binding; protein binding; DNA-binding transcription factor activity, RNA polymerase II-specific
Source: RefSeq, a predicted model, not a curated record